Morchella importuna is the source of this 1191-nucleotide messenger RNA. RefSeq lists its product as uncharacterized. Gene Ontology annotation, molecular function: beta-glucosidase activity. Gene Ontology annotation, biological process: glucan catabolic process. The coding region runs from base 1 to 1191 and encodes 396 amino acids. NCBI's taxonomy places the organism in Eukaryota, Fungi, Ascomycota, Pezizomycetes, Pezizales, Morchellaceae. The record is from RefSeq and is a predicted model, not a curated record. Gene Ontology annotation, cellular component: cell surface; extracellular region. The transcript has a single exon.
AUGAAGCUUUCCGCCUUUAUCUAUGGCUCAGUCCUAGCUUCCCUUCCAUUGUUCGCCAAUGCCUGGCUUCCAGAGGGCAAAAUCCGCGGCGUGAACCUUGGCGGCCUCUUCGUUGUUGAGCCAUGGAUGAUGCAAGACGAAUGGAGCGCAAUGGGUUGCGCUGGAAAAGUUAGCGAAUUCGACUGUGUUCUGGCCCUCGGCCAAACUGCAGCCAACGCUGCCUUCCAGGCGCACUGGAACCGCUGGAUUACCAAGGACGAUAUCACCCAGAUAGCCAGUCUGGGCUUGAACACUGUUCGUAUUCCUCUGGGAUAUUGGAUCUACGAAGAUAUCGUGUAUAGCGACAGUGAGCACUUUCCUCAAGGGGCCUUCCAGUAUUUGGAGCGUGUGUGCAUGUGGGCAAGGGACGCAGGGCUUUACAUCAUUCUCGAUCUCCAUGGCGCCCCCGGUGCACAGCAGGCCCAGCAGCCUUUUACGGGGCAGUACGCACCCACCGCUGGAUUCUAUGUGGACUAUCAAUACGAGAGAGCCUACAAAUGGCUUGAAUGGAUUACCAACAUCGUCCAUACCAAUUCCAAUUUUGCAAAUGUUGGAACGAUCCAGCUCGUGAACGAGCCCAUCCAGAACUCUGGAACUGUUGCAACAAUGAUCUCCCAGUACUACCCAACGGCAUUCAAGAGAAUCCGGGCCGUUGAAUCGGGCCUUGGUAUCACAGCCAACAACUACGUCCACAUCCAGAUGAUGAACGAGAAGUGGGGGUCGGGAAACCCCAAUGCCAAUAUCGAUAACCUCUACUUUGCUUUCUACGACGACCAUCAUUACGUCAAGUGGACUCCGGGUGUCACUGUUUCCCGAGAUGGGUAUAUGCGCCAUUCGUGCACUGAUGACCGCAGUGGAAACUGGCCUGUUAUCACAGGGGAGUGGAGUAUCAGUGUUGCUGACUCUGCUGAGUGGAAUGAUGAGUUCACACUUGAUCGUAGUGACGCGGUUGAGUGGUAUCGUAAGUGGUGGGCGGCCCAGUUCUUGAGUUAUGAGAAGAUCGAUGGGUGGAUUUACUGGAACUGGAAGGUAAACUGGAUUGGAGGGAGAAACGAUUGGAGGUGGGGAUAUCAGCAAGCUGUAGCUGCUGGAGUUAUCCCGACAAAUCCGUUGGAUGCAUAUAGUUGGAAUGUUUGUGCUGGAUACACUUGA